Saitoella complicata NRRL Y-17804 is the source of this 1527-nucleotide messenger RNA. Its product is annotated as Clavaminate synthase-like protein. The record is from RefSeq and is a predicted model, not a curated record. NCBI's taxonomy places the organism in Eukaryota, Fungi, Ascomycota, Saitoellomycetes, Saitoellales, Saitoellaceae. Bases 1 to 1527 code for a protein of 508 amino acids. The transcript has 4 exons. Gene Ontology annotation, molecular function: 2-oxoglutarate-dependent dioxygenase activity.
AUGGCGAAGAAGCAACCUGACGCUGUCAAAUACAAAGGCUAUGUUCCUGCGGAAGGAGCGAAGAUAGACCGAGUCAAGGCCACGGUCGAUCCAAAGGAAUUCCACAAGCGGUACAUCGCUAAGAGACAGCCGGUAAUCAUCGAGGGUCUUAUUCAGGAUGAAGACUUCAAGGCGGCGAAAUGGACGGAUCUCGGUUACCUCAAGGAGACCGCCGGCUCGGCUUCCGUAAAGAUCGAACCUAUUGAUCCGGAUGUCAAAACUUUCGGAACCGCUGCGGAGAAGCUAAAGAUGCCAUUCUCCGAGUUCAUCGACAAACUUACCAGCACACCGGACAAAUACUACCUCACCACACAGUACGAUGAAGAUGGUGAACCGAGUGUGCUCCCACCUCCGAUGGAUCACCUCGCUACAGACUUUCCUUUGCAUCCCAAGAUCACCGGCAACCUUGUCCUGCAGCAGACGAAUCUAUGGAUCGGGAACUCAUCAGAGGGGACGUCGUCCGGGUUGCACCAUGACUUUCACGACAACAUCUACUGUCUCUUGAGAGGGAAGAAGCGCUUCGUGCUCUACCCGCCAUCAGCCCACCCUUCUAUGUACACCUACGGAGAGCUGGAUACCGUACAUCAGAAUGGGUUGAUCUCUUACACAAACCGACCAUCACGAGCUGACGGAUUGACGGAGAGGGAGGCAGCGCAGGAGAAGGUGGACGCGCUGGAAGAGCGUUGGCAUAAGCUCGAAGAAGGUGCAGAUGAAGAAGCUAUUGCGGCGGCUGAAGAGGCUUUUGAGGAUGCAAUGGGUGAGCUUGCUAUGUUGGGUGAUGAAGAUGAUGAAGAGGAUCUGGAACUUGGUGACGGCGGUGAUGACUUUGAGGAGAGCGAGAGUGAUGGUGACUGGGAAACACUGGGAUCAAAGGCGGCAAAGCCCAACGAUGUUCAUGAAGAAGAAUCUUCCGAUGAGGAGGACGGUCCUACGUUUGGCGAGUUCAAUGGCGACGAUGACCAUGAUAGUGAAGAAGAGGAAGGCCUUGGAUUCGAUAUACCGGAAGACGAGGAUCCGGUGUCGUUCUCUACCAUCCCAGUGUCGUAUCUCCAUAAUCAUCUGGAUCUUCCGACGAUCUCGAAGGCUCCCAAGGGCAAUGUGAAAGAUUUUCCGCUACUUAAGACGGCAAAUGCUCUGGUUGGGCAUUUGGAGGAGGGCGAGAUGCUCUACCUCCCGGCGAGUUGGUUCCAUGAGGUCACUAGUUCUUCGUCGAAGAACGGGACUGUUCAUAUGGCUUUUAACUACUGGUUUCAUCCCCCAGACGGCAGCGAAUUCAAGCAUCCCUACAACGACCGCUCAAUAUGGGAGCGAAAGUUGAGAGCUGUUGAGCAAAAGGCAGCGGACAUUAAAGCUCGGGUAGCGGGAAAAAAGAGAAAGAAGGAAAAGGCAAAGGCAAAGCGGAAGCGGAAGCAGGAGCGGGAUGCACCAUUGAAGGAUCAGAAGCGUGCAAAAUUGGACGGCAAGAAGACGAAACGAAAUCAGGCAUGA